AUGGUGAAUCAACAUUCUUCAUCUUCUUCCUCGCUCGGAAUUCCAGUCCUUUUAUUUUUGUUAUUGUUGUUGUUAUCUCCCACAGUUCUUGCCAAGUCUCGUCGCCCAAUCUCUGAUUUUGAGACGAGGCAGAAGAAGAACCAGUGUUAUGCAGAUAUUGAGAGCGGAUUGUGGGGUUGGCAAUGUAAGUCUUCUUUGAUAGCAAAAGAGAAUUGUGCUUUGCGAUGCCUUUCUUCAACUUGUUAUGAGCUUGUCUACGAGAGUGAUCCGCUUGAAGAAGGAGAGAAAGAUCUAGUUAGGGGCCAAGAGUUCAAGUACUGUAUGCACAACGGAUUGUGGGGUUGGCAAUGUAAGUCUUCUUUGAUAGCAAAAGAGAAUUGUGCUUUGCGAUGCCUUUCUUCAACUUGUUAUGAGCUUGUCUACGAGAGUGAUCCGCUUGAAGAAGGAGGGAAAGAUCUAGUUAGGGGCCAAGAGUUCAAGUACUGUAUGCACAAUGUUGGUGGUGCUCAUCAAGGCCAGUCUCCCGUGGGAGAAGACCGUUCUUUAAUGGGAAUUGAGGGAUACGAUGGUGGAAUGGAUUUUUGA
Messenger RNA from Prunus armeniaca (apricot), 585 nucleotides. The record is from the annotation of a GenBank genome assembly. Lineage: Eukaryota; Viridiplantae; Streptophyta; Magnoliopsida; Rosales; Rosaceae.